Messenger RNA from Dromiciops gliroides (monito del monte), 3993 nucleotides. Its product is annotated as zinc finger protein 260-like. The coding region runs from base 126 to 2375 and encodes 749 amino acids. The transcript has 6 exons. Gene Ontology annotation, biological process: regulation of transcription by RNA polymerase II. Gene Ontology annotation, cellular component: nucleus. The record is from RefSeq and is a predicted model, not a curated record. Gene Ontology annotation, molecular function: DNA-binding transcription activator activity, RNA polymerase II-specific; RNA polymerase II cis-regulatory region sequence-specific DNA binding. Lineage: Eukaryota; Metazoa; Chordata; Mammalia; Microbiotheria; Microbiotheriidae.
UUUGUUCGUGGGGUGGCUUGGCGGUGCAGGGCAAUGGGGGUUCAGUGACUUGCCCAGGGUCACACAGCUACUCUGCCUUCCCAAGAAAGGCACACAGAAGAGGAGGAGGAAGAGGAAAAGCAGGCAUGACCUCUGGAUUUCGGGCAACCAGACCCCAGCAGUCAGUGACAUUCAAGGAUGUGGCUGUGGACUUCACUCGAGAAGAAUGGCGGCGUCUGGGCCCUGCUCAGAGGGACCUCUACAGGGACGUGAUGCUGGAGAACUACAACAACUUUGCUUCCCUGGGGCUUCCCGUUUUUAAACCAGAUGUGAUAUCCCAGUUGGAGCGAGGGGAAGGCCCAUGGACACCAGAGGCUGAAGUCCCACAAAUUACUCGUCCAGAGUCUCUUGUUCAGAAGAGAAGAUGUGAAACCAUGGACUCAACUCCAAAGCAAGACAUCUCUAUGGAAAGAUCAUGCAAGGAAAGAUUGACAAAAAAUGGUCCUGGGGAUUCCAAGUUGGGGGAACCUUGGGAACUUGAUGUCAGGCUGGAGAGGCAGAAGGACAGCUGGGACAAACAGGCCAGGGAAAUAACAGCCAAUCACAGAAAAACUUGUAAUGAGUUAAGUGCUCAGGAAUGUUAUACAUUUGUAAAAAGGUUUAGCCCAGAGUCAAUCCUUGUUCCACAAGUGAAAGUUCCUGAAGGAAAAAUUUUCCAUCCAUGUGAUACACUUGAAAAGAGCCUCAAACAGUUUUCUGAUCUAAAUAAACACAAUAGAGUCUCCUUAGGGAAGAAGCUUUGUAAAUAUAAUACAUGCAGGAAACCCUUCAGUUACCAUUCUGAUCUUAUUCAGUAUCAUAAAAUCCAUACAGGAGAGAAACCCUUUGAGUGUAAUGAAUGUGGAAAAACCUUCAGCCAGAGGGGACACCUUAUUGAUCAUCAGAGAAUUCAUACUGGAGAGAAACCCUUUGCAUGUACUCAAUGUGGGAAAGCUUUUAGCCUGAGGGUAUGCCUUACUCUACAUCAAAGAACUCAUACUGGGGAGAAACCCUAUAAAUGUAAUGAAUGUGGGAAAGCUUUCAGCCAGAGGGGACACCGGACUGAACAUCAGAGAAUUCAUACUGGAGAGAAACCCUAUGUUUGUAAUCAGUGUGGAAAAGCCUUUACCAACAACUCAAUCCUACGGAAUCAUCAGCGGAUUCAUACUGGAGAGAAACCCUAUAAAUGUGAUGAAUGUGGGAAAACCUUCAACCAGAGGAGACCCCUUACUGAGCAUCAGAGAAUUCAUACUGGAGAAAAGCCUUUUGAGUGCACUGAAUGUGGGAAAGCUUUCAGCCGUAAGGUUUACCUUACUUUACAUCAGAGAAUUCAUACUGGAGAGAAACCAUAUAAAUGUAAUGAAUGUGGGAAAACUUUCAGCCAGAGAGGAGCCCUUAAACAACAUCAGAGAAUUCAUACUGGUGAGAAACCUUUUGAAUGUACUGAAUGUGGGAAAGUUUUUAGUCAUAGGGUAUGCCUUACUAUGCAUCAGAGAGUUCAUACUGGAGAGAAACCGUUUGAAUGUAAUGAAUGUGGAAAAGCCUUUAGCCAGCAUUCUAACCUUACUCUACAUGAGAGAAUUCAUACUGGAGAGAAACCCUUUGAAUGUAAUGAAUGUGGUAAAACUUUCAGCCAGUUUUGCCACCUAAUUGAACAUCAGAGAAUACAUACUGGAGAGAAACCCUUUGAAUGUAAUGUGUGUGGGAAAGCCUUCAAUCACAAGUGGCAACUUACUGAACAUCAGAGAAUUCAUACUGGGGAGAAACCCUUUGAAUGUAAUGAAUGUGGUAAACACUUUAGCCAUAGGACAUCUUUUAUUAAUCAUCAGAGGAUUCAUACUGGAGAGAAACCCUAUGAAUGUAAUGAAUGUGGGAAAGCUUUCAGCAACAAGUCAAGCCUUUGGAAUCAUAAUAGAAUUCAUACUGGAGAGAAACCAUUUGAGUGUAGUGAAUGUGGGAAAGCCUUUAGUCAGAGAGGACACCUCACUGCACAUCAGAAAAUUCAUACUGGAGAAAAACCUUUUCAUUGUAAUGAGUGUGGUAAGCACUUUAGCCACAAGACUUCCUUUAUUCAUCAUCAGAGAAUUCAUACUGGAGAGAAACCCUAUGAAUGUAAUGAAUGUGGAAAAGCCUUCAUCAGCAACUCAAACCUCAGAGGACAUCAGAGAAUUCAUACUGGAGAAAAACCCUUUGAGUGUGAUGAAUGUGGGAAGGCAUUCCGUCAGAGUUGUCACCUUACUGAACAUAAGAGAGUUCAUACUGGGAAGAAACCCUUUGUUUGUAAUGAAUGUGGAAAAGCCUUUAGCACCAGCUCAACUCUGAGGAAGCAUCUUUGUAAGCAUCUUUGUAAACUUUGAAGCACUAUGAAUAUGUAUGAUGGCAGUGUUGUAAUUAUCAAAUAAGCCAUACUGAAGGAAAACCCUUAUGACUGUGAUUUUGAAAGGGAUAAAUGGUAGCAUGUAAUUCGUCACUUAUCAGACAUCAGAUACUUCAUGCUGGAGAUCACGAUGUCAUUUUGUUACUGGGUACAAUGUUAUUUGGUCCUUUGAGAGGUAAAGACCUUGAUUUCCUUUGUUCUUCCAUCUUACCUGCCUUCAGGUGAUAUUAGAGUAUUUUUAGUCAAUGCAGCAAGUAUGUUGGGGCAAGACUUGAACUAAUGCCUGAAGUUCUUUCCAAAAAAAUCUGUGAAUAAAUCCUCCAAAAUGUUAUUUAACAAAAUAGCUCGGCUUAAUAUUAGAGUAAAAGAAUAAAACUUGGAAGAGAAAUUACCUAAAAUGACUUUUUUUUUUCCCUGAGACUAGAGCAUGAUUAAUAUGAAGCCAGCUUUAAGCUCCUCCAUGAUGCAAAUGAAUUGACCCUGGUUUGGAUUGUGUUCAGUUUACAAGUUUUCCUGCCUUUGGGUCUGGUAAUAUAUCAUUGAAUAUCACUGUUGCAAAGGACCUCAAAAAUAAUUUGAUUUUAUUAAUAACUUGUGGAAAUGAAGAAUGGCAUGGGGGUAAGGUAGAAACAAGAAUGGCCUUUUAAUGUCUGGAUUUCUGUUUGAUGCUGCGUGGCAACCUAAGGAAUUUUAAGAGAGCUUAACCUGAAGGAUAAGGGGUCUAGAACCCCUGUGUGUAACUUACACUAAGAAUAAACUAGAUUUAAGAGGCCACUGUACAAGUGUGAUAUGGCAUGGGUGGGAACACACUAUAUCGAGGAAUAAAGGGGCUACCAGAUUUGGUUCUUUAUGCACCCAGAGAAAAUUUUACUCACCCUCACACACUGGUCCUAAGUGACCUAACAAUAGCUAUAUGGUGCUCUAAAGUUUACACAGCACUUUUCUUAUGUUGCCUCAUUUGGCCCUGCGAGGCAGGUGCUGUUAUCCUCAUUUUACAGAUGAAGAAACUGAGGUUGAAAGAGGUUUAAGUGACUUGCCCAGGGUCACAUAGUUACUAAGUGUCUGAGUCAGGAUUCUUUGUUCCACAGCAGACUCAAAUUCCAACAGCUUUCAUUAACCCUUGGUCUCUCUUCUUUCUUCUAAGUCAUAGGAUUCUCUUAAUUAGAACUGGAAGGUUCUUAGGGAUCAUCUAGUCCAACUCCUCUUACUUUAGAGAUGAGACUACAAGUGGGAAGGUAGUAAGUGGCAAAACUGGGAUUCCAACCCUGAUAUUUUGAUUCCAAAUCUAAUGCUGUUUCCUCUCUGCGCCUAUAGAUCCUUCCCCAACCCUGUACCCUGAUCUGUAUGCCUACUGGAAUCAUAUUCUUUUUAGUUUAUCCUACUCUCAGCCUCCAUUUCUGGAAACAAAAGGAUUAGACUAGUCCCUGCUGAAGAAGCAGGUUCUUUUAUUUAAUGUGUUUAAGAAAAGGCCAUUGGAGACACCCAAAGAAACAGAAGCCUGGAUAGAGGGAAGGGGACUGUAACGAUUGGAAUGACGCCACCUGCUGGAGACUUACUAUAGGAAAGCUCCGCCAUGGGGAGAAGGUGCCUGAGGGCAA